GGUCCGGACGUGCUUCGAGCGUGUGCUCGCGGACCUUUUGUUCGUCGUACCGCAUUUUUUUUUUUCAAUAAAGUCAUUCCACUGCGGCAGAACGCAUUUGUCCGGUAUCUCAUUUUAUCCGUUGUUAAGUAAUGUAGGAGGAAUGAGUUUCUCGUAAUCAAAAUUGACAAAGAGAGGGCGAGGGAGAGAGAGAGAGAGCUUUAUAGACCGCGGCAACGCUCACCGCAUGGUUAGCCACAUACUACAAUUACACAGAAGAAAUAUGCGUCGGGCACGUAUAAAGGCUUUGGCUACUGUGCCAGUUCGAAAAAAGGUUAUAGAAAAUACAGUACCCUCUAUAGAAAACACAGAUAAUAUACCUGAUAAUGAACAUGUGGAGCAAGACACAUCUAAUAUUGUUGUACCAGAACAAAAAAGUAGUAUACAAGGUAGUGGCGUAAGCGCGAGCGAAUCUGAAGAUGAACAUGGCAAGAGAGUAGCGUCUGUUGUGCCAAGUCGUAUACGAAACGACUCCAUCUGCUCUAUACAAAGCAACAGGGAAAGUACCAUCAAUGAUAUUGCAAGAAUCAAAGUAACUCAAAAGAGACGCAUGAUGGUUUCGGAAUCAGCAAGAAAACUGGCUGAGGCUAGAAGGGAAUUUCUAAUAAAACAUGAAAAUAAAACACCCGAUAGAAGUCAAUUGAAAAUGUAUGAUCUGAUCUAUUAUAAUCCUGUAACAAAUCCUAUGAAGAAAUCAAAAGCAUCCACUAUUAUACCAGCCCACGAAACUACACAAUCAGAGGAAAACUUAAAGGAGGAAGAGGAAGAUGAUCCUUCGACGUUGCCUGCGCCACAAGUAAAAGUUGGCCCUGAUGGUCAAUUGAUAAUAGAUGAACAAAGUCUUGUGAUAGAACAAACAAGAGUGAGAAAACAUAAGGAGAUAUUAUCACAAGACAUCAUUGUAGAGGAAGAAGAUUAUGGCAGUGGGUUUUAUAAAAAGCGUCAAAAGAGUAAAGAGUGGCCAAAAUGGGAGACAUUCAAAUUUUAUAAAGCAUUAAAUGUAGUGGGUACAGAUUUCCUGUUGAUGCAGACUCUAUUUCCAAAUCGAACAAGAGCGGAAAUUAAACAAAAGUAUAAGAAAGAAGAAAGAGUUAAUCGUCCCUUAGUGGAGAAGACUCUGAAGUAUCAUCAAGAGUUUGAUACUGAAAUGCUGGAAGAACAAUUAGCAACGUUACAAGAACUAGAAAAUGUUCAAGCAGAUGUGAAUAAGAAGACGUCAGAAAAAGAAAAGAAAGACCAACACUUAACCAGGAAUGCUAGAAAGCGCAGACGUCGAUUUGCAGCAACUAGUAUCGCGCAAUGUGAAGCACCAUCCACUAACGAUCAAGAAGCUGAAGACAAAGCGACAAUAGAUAAUGAAAUUAACGAAAACGGCGGAGCAAAUAACAGUCGACAAAUGAAGAAGGGAAACAACAAACGAAAGUUAAAAAAGUGCUCAAAUGAUAACUUUGACGAUAGUAGUUGCAUAAGUUCUAACAGUAAUUCUGACAGUGAUAUGGAGGUUUAUCAAAUUAGACCAACUAGAUCUGGUAGACAGCCAAAACCGAAGAAGUUACGAGCGCGCAGCAUUAACAUGCUUGACAGUAGUAUCGAAAACGAAUCGUUAAUGAAGGAAACUACGACAUCGUUGCAAGAAACUCCACUGUCGCAGAAAGUUACGGAAGAUUCGUCUACGCCAUCUGUAUCCAAGGAUAACGAAGAUGCAGUAACACCUUCUCCUGAAAAUAUCGCAACUGCGAUACCAGAUAUCAGUGAAAUAGAACCAGGAUCCCUAGUGAUUUUAACGAAGGAAUCCGUGGAAGAGCCCGGGAAAACUAUUUUACAAGUUUACAUGGUUAGUUCCAAUGCUGAUAAAAAGAAUGCUGACGACGAAAUUCAAGUUAACUUAAUAAACAAUUAAGGCCAAUGUGACACUUGUGCUUCUGCCACCAGAACUGUUAUCUAUAGUAACUAAUAAAAUUGAGGAUGUCAAACA
Messenger RNA from Dinoponera quadriceps, 2014 nucleotides. It is a transcript of the gene Bdp1, whose product is annotated as transcription factor TFIIIB component B'' homolog. Gene Ontology annotation, molecular function: TFIIIC-class transcription factor complex binding. The coding region runs from base 227 to 1939 and encodes 570 amino acids. The transcript is spliced from 6 exons. Gene Ontology annotation, biological process: RNA polymerase III preinitiation complex assembly. Gene Ontology annotation, cellular component: transcription factor TFIIIB complex. The record is from RefSeq and is a predicted model, not a curated record. Lineage: Eukaryota; Metazoa; Arthropoda; Insecta; Hymenoptera; Formicidae.